Molecule: messenger RNA, 2483 nt
Organism: Gorilla gorilla gorilla (western lowland gorilla)
Lineage: Eukaryota; Metazoa; Chordata; Mammalia; Primates; Hominidae
Gene: TAFA4
Product: TAFA chemokine like family member 4
Exons: 6
Coding region: 434-856 (140 amino acids)
Biological process (GO): macrophage chemotaxis; phagocytosis
Molecular function (GO): receptor ligand activity
Source: RefSeq, a predicted model, not a curated record
GCACUGCUAGCUGCGCGCCGCCCUGGACGGGGCGCACCGACUGCGCGCGCGGCUGCGGGCAAACAUCGGGAGUCCUGCCUCAGCUGCCGCUUCUCCAGCAGCAGCAGCUUCAGGCUUCUUCCGCAGGAGCUUCGGGCUUUUCCUGGUAGAGACGUGGGAACUUUUCUUCUCCUGGCGAGGCUGCAGAGGUGAUGGGCCGCUCCCGGGGCUCCCGCGGGGAGGCGGCACGGUGAGCGUCCUCGGGCUCCGGUGCGGCGAUCAGUGCCUAGUUCCGGACGCGCCGGUCCGACUUGGAUGCCGGCUCUAGUCGAGUCUUCUGAGCUACGAUAAUUUUUUGGAACGGCAGAAAUGAUUGGUUCUAGCAACAGAUGGGAAUUUGGAGUCACUCUGAAAUAUAUCCUGGAAUAAUUGUGUUUGACUAGAACCACAUCUUAUGAGGUCCCCAAGGAUGAGAGUCUGUGCUAAGUCAGUGUUGCUGUCGCACUGGCUCUUUCUAGCCUACGUGUUAAUGGUGUGCUGUAAGCUGAUGUCCGCCUCAAGCCAGCACCUCCGGGGACAUGCAGGUCACCACCAAAUCAAGCAAGGGACCUGUGAGGUGGUCGCUGUGCACAGGUGCUGCAAUAAGAACCGCAUAGAAGAGCGGUCACAAACGGUCAAGUGCUCUUGCUUCCCGGGACAGGUGGCGGGCACAACUCGGGCUCAACCUUCUUGUGUUGAAGCUUCCAUUGUGAUUCAGAAAUGGUGGUGUCACAUGAAUCCGUGUUUGGAAGGAGAGGAUUGUAAAGUGCUGCCAGAUUACUCAGGUUGGUCCUGUAGCAGUGGCAAUAAAGUCAAAACUACGAAGGUAACGCGGUAGCGAACAGAGAGGUGUGCUUCAAUCCUGGAGGGGCAGCAGGAGGCGGAGCUCUUUUGCUUGGAUUCCCAUCCUGGCCCCUUUGCAGAAAAUUGUCUAGGAUUUCAGCAACUUCAUAUUUGUAUAUGUGAGCUGUGAGAGGUGGCAGUCACUUAACUGGCCCAGCCCUCUCUGCUUCGUGAUUUUAUUUCAUUGAAUUAUAACCACAAGCCACCACACAUUUGACAUCCUAUCUGGAUUCCCAAGGAGCAUACCUCCAAAAUCCGAGAAGAGCAAAUCAGAGUCUUCAAAAUGGAUCACCACUAAGGGCAUGUUCAUUCUUCACUUUCUUUCUGCUUUUACAAAAGAAAGAACUUGGAUGUAUGUUCCAAAGGGUCCUCAUUCUGUUCCUCUUUUGAACUUUUCCUUUUUUUGAAUUUUUCCUUUUGUCCUUGUAUUAAAGUGGUUUUAAAGGGGUCUAAAGAGAUUUUGGCAAAACAUAUUUGCAGAUGUAGAUUAGCUGGUGAAGAAAAUUACUGCUAGAGAACAACUGAUUACCUGGUAAAGAACGUUUAUUUUAUAACCCUUGAAGAAUAGAAGGACAUAGUUGGAUUAUUGUGUGUGCAUUGUAUUUUUACCUUUAAUUUUUUUUUGCUUUCCAUUGUCCAGUUAGCAGAGAUAAAAUGAGAGCGUUUUAACUUCAAUGUACCAUUUUAAAUGUACCAUUUUACUGAGUGCUAAGGAAGCAUAUCAAUUCCGGUAUUUUAUAACCAAAGCUCUAUCAGAACAUAUUUAUAAAACUUGUUGGAAUUUUUACAGCUUUUGUGUAGUCAUGUAGGUAAAUCAUUUAAAAUAUAAAACAAUCUCAAUUUAGAUCAAGGGUUAUUUCUUAGAUCAAUUUUAUGCCAAUUAUAUGAAAAGAUUUUAACUCCGAGACAGGAGUCUUUCAGUGCUGAAUUUUUAGACUGUAAAUGAGUUCUUCUUAACUUAGCUGUUUCCCUACUUCUGUGACUUCUGUGUUAGCCAUCUUAUUUCUUUAAAAUCUGAGUCCUGAUUGGCUUAAUGAUUUUGCAGCAGACAUGUCUGUCUCCACAUAUUCUCAAAUGCUGUCAUGUGGAAACAUAUGAGACAGAUGAAGAAUGACUGACCCAGAUUUUAAAUGUAUAAUGUUAUUAAGUACAUACUACUGUAUUAUAUAUUAAGAAAUGCCAAAAACAUAGUUUAUGCACCAAGUUACUUAUCCCUGUCCUUUCACAUUUGUGGGGGGAAAAUAAAUACUUUAAUGUGGUUUAUAGCCUAACAGUUAUUUGAUUUUAUUCUUGCAGAGGGAAUGGAAAGAUUUGUUGGCUAAAUUUUUGAAUUUGACUAGAUGCUUACUAAAUUUGUUAUGAUCAUAUGAAUAAGUAAAAAAAUUCAUCCUUCUGAUGGCAUACAUGUUUUUGUGAUUAUUAUAUGCCUUAAGACUUUGUGUUAACAUCCUACCUAGGCUUGCACAUUUUAAACGUGAAAAACUCCUUUUAAAAAUAACACUUCACUUUGGGGAUGUUGAACUAUAUGGCAAAGUUGGCACAUACAUUUGGGUAGCUUAGUUUCUUCUCCCAAACCUAUGUAGCAUUAAGCUUAGGCACACUCAUGAUGUUUUAUGCAUACU